AUAUAUCUCAUUUGAACGCGGCUAACUCGAUUGGCUGGUGACAGUGACGGCAAAAAACACGGAUUUUUUUUUGUAUUUUCCUAUUCCUAUUUUAACGAUGUUCGAAACGCCCAGCACACGAAUACUCGUAAUUGGUUUAGUCUAUAUGUGUAUGGGCCUCGUAUAUGUCGAGGGGCUGGCAUACUACACGGAAAAGCCCGCAUAUAUCGAAUCGUGUCGCAUUCAUGAGCCCGACUUUACGAACUGCUCAACGCGUUCCAUUCAGGGAUUCCUAAAUGCGGUCAUCAAAGGCAUUCCCGAAAUUGAAGAGUCUUUCGGACCCUUAGAUCCAAUGAAACAAGAUCAGCUGACAUUUAAGCAGGAGGACAGCGAUGUGGCUUCCAUUUCGGCAAAUCUAACCAAUUUAAUAGUACGCGGCCUGGGCAAAAUGAUUAUCAAGGAGAGCAAGGUCAACAAGAAGGACUUUAGUUGGGAGGACAAGAUUUAUAUACCACGCCUGCGCAUGAAUGGCACUUACAAGAUGCUCGGACGCAUUUUAAUAAUUCCCCUUCACGGAUCCGGUAGCAUAUUUAUAGAGAUUGAUGAUCUGGACAUACUGAUGAAAGCGAAGACGCGACUGUACGAGAAGGGCGGAUACACUUUCUAUAAUGUGACCGCGGUGACCGUUAAGCUGGAAGUGGGCCGCGUUCGAACAUAUUUGGACAAUCUGUUCAAUGGCCACAGCAAGGAGGUGGAGCGCAGCACGAAUGAGUUCUUCAAUGAAAACUGGCAAGAUUUCUAUGAAACGCUGCGUCCACUUAUUGUAGAAACAUUGGAGCGCACAUUGCUCGAUCUGCUGAGGAAGAUGUUCAAUGUGAUGCCAGCCAAUUUCUUUGUGGAGGAUAUACCCAAUUCGCUGGUGCUCUACGGUCGCAAAACACGGCUAAUAGCAUAGAGUUGUUUACUUAUUG
Drosophila novamexicana is the source of this 950-nucleotide messenger RNA. RefSeq names its product protein takeout (gene Jhbp11). Bases 98 to 934 code for a protein of 278 amino acids. The record is from RefSeq and is a predicted model, not a curated record. Lineage: Eukaryota; Metazoa; Arthropoda; Insecta; Diptera; Drosophilidae. The transcript is spliced from 5 exons.